Paramuricea clavata is the source of this 560-nucleotide messenger RNA. Lineage: Eukaryota; Metazoa; Cnidaria; Anthozoa; Malacalcyonacea; Plexauridae. The record is from the annotation of a GenBank genome assembly.
AUGGCUAAAUACAGUAGCAAAUAUAUUCGUGACUUUGCGACUUUAACUGCCCCACUUAGAGAACUAACGAAAAAGAAUGCACGAUUUACAUGGUUGCCAAAACACCAAGCAUGUUUUGACAAAUUGAAAGCAACCUUAGCAUCAGCAAAAUGUAUGUCAUACUUUGCUAAAGACAAAGAGACACAAGUCAUUGUAGAUGCUAGUCCUGUGGGCAUCUUAGCAAUUCUAUCACAACAGGAACCAGGUACGAAUAAUCCUAAAAUUGUUGCAUAUGCAAGCAGAUCCCUACAUGUAACAGACACAGAAACACGUUAUUUACAAACAGAAAAUUAAAGGAAGCUUUAGCAAUAGUUUGGUCUGUUGAACAUUUUCAUUCAUUUAGCAUUAGCCAUUUCACUCUAGUUACAGAUCACAAACCGUUAGAAGUGAUUUAUGGAAGUCGAAAGGCGAAAGCUUCAGCAAGAAUCGAGCGCUGGAUCCUUCGAUCCGGCGCGAAUAAUCCAGCCGACUAUUUAUCGAGACAUCCAUCAACCCCAAUUCACGAAAGCAAGAGAAAAUGA